ACUUUCAGAUAUCUUAAUACUUAACGGUUUGGUAUGGAGGACUAGAACUAUUAUGUGCUGCAUAAGCGUGUACGUCCCACUAAUGUAGCUUCAUGCAGUGUAGGCAUUUUAAUUAGGUUGAAUAUAUAGAAUGCUUAUUCAAGUUGUGUUGCUAUUAUGGUCAGGUGUUCCAACGGCGAACGCGGUGUUAAAAAUCCCCAUAGGUGCAGUGUUCGAAAACCAAGGCAUCGUGGAGACUCGUGCUUUGAAAAUUGCGCUUGACGCUGUGAACGCGAUUGAUCGAAGUCAGAGAAAGUUCGAGUUGGUCCCAAUGACGCGAAACAUCACAAAGUCAGAUCCGUUCAAUGCGCUUAAAAAUGCUUGUGAUCUGGCCAACAUUGGUGUAACCGCAAUAAUUACAACUGCCACUUGUCCGGUUGCAUCGACGAUUCAAUCACUUACUGAGAAUCUGCACAUCCCAUUGUUACAGGUUGACGAAGUGAGGUGCAAACAACAACCCGGAAACUUUAUGUUUUCACCGAAACCGGAUGCCAAGAUUUUUAUCAACACCUUGAUCGAGUAUAUGAACAGCAGACACAUCUUUAACGCUAUUAUUAUUUGCGAGGAAGAUCAAGACACAGCAAUGGCAGAAGAGCUGACGUAUCAAAUAAAUGACGGCAAGCAACGCCGAGGUUUUCCAACCAAAUUCCUUAUUCGGAUUUCUGCCCCAAACUCAACUUCUUCAUGGUCAGAUGAGGUUGCAAAGACCGCCCACCUCCUUGCAGACAUGAUCGAGACGAAUCGUUUGCUCACCAUGGAUGCGGUGAUCGUGUUUGCUCGGCCUAAAAAUGUCAUCUCUUUAAUAGGAACGGUGGAAAACAUGCCAAACCAACAAAUGUCUAUUAUUCACUGGGUUGUUCCAAACCUGAGCUUCAACUCAUGGCAUUUAGCAAAGGUCAAAUCUGCGACGGCUCGAAUAACCGUCAUCAAAACCUUCUACAACACUUCAAGACCUUCAGUCAGCAGGUUCAUUCGUGCUUGGAACGAAGACAUCAUAUCGUCGUGUGAAACAUGCGCAAGAGUGGAGGCGAAUGAAAUUCCGCUUACAGCUUACUACUUGUACGAUGGUGUGCUUCAUCUCAGUACAGCGCUCAUUAAUUCAAUGCUGGAUAAAACAUACGUGAGUUCGGCACCGAUGACUUGCAAGUCGCAACAUAUUUCACAAGGAGGGGAACCCGUCAUGAGAAGUUUAAGGAAGUUAAACACAAGUUCUGGUCUCACCGGUUUAAAGUUGGCAGCCUCAGGUUACAAUAAAAUGUUGAACCUUGAAGUAGUGAGCAAAGGCCUUGGGAAAAACAAACCAUUUCAAUUUGAGACCGCAAUUAAAGCUUCCAAUUAUAACGGGACCGUCAUUCAUGGAAUUUCAUCUUUUAGUUGGGACGUGACACUCAAAGUAGCAACACUUGAGGAAGCACCAUUUGUGAUGAUCAACCGACACGAAAACGAACCACAUUUUCACGGCUUUGCGAUCGACCUGCUGAGUAUUCUUGCCGAUAGUUUGGGGUUUAAAUAUGAAAUAUAUGAAGUUGGAGAUAAACAAUAUGGGAGUGUUCGAGAAAAUGGAACUUGGAGUGGACUUAUUGGAGAUGUUAUGAAAGGGAAAGCAGAUAUUACUGUUGCUGCGAUGACGAUAACAGCCGAUCGUGAAACAGUUGUUGACUUUGCGAGGAGGUAUAUGGAUUAUUCUGUUGGAAUCGCGAUAAAGAAACCUCAAAUCGGUGUUUCUUUAUUUUCAUUUGUGCAGCCAUUCCAUUACAGUGUAUGGUUCUGCAUAUUAUCAUCACUUGUUCUUGUUGUUGUCUUCAUCUAUAUUUUGAACCUGGUAAGUCCUAACAGGAAAGAAAAUGGAAGCAACAACUCAAGCAAAAAGGAAGGUUUUAAAUUAAGUUCUGUGUUCUGGUUUGCAUACAGCUCAUUAAUGCAACAAGGUGGAGAUCUACACAAAGUAACAGUUCCUGUUCGUGUUGUUGUUGCCUUCUGGUGGCUCUUCACACUUUUUGUGAUAUCUUCAUACACCGCAAACUUGGCUGCUUUUCUCACAGUGAAGAGAAUGGAUUCUCCCAUAAGAUCAAUACGAGAUCUUGCAAACCAGAAAGAUUAUAGCUAUGGGACGGUUAAAGACACAAGCAUAUUUAACUUUAUUGCGAAACGUGGAGAAGAAACAACAGACACUAACGGCUUGUACAAAAUCAUGUCUCAUGUCGUGCAGGACCGAUCAAAUGAAGUGCAUGACGCUGCGCGAGGGUUCCAACGCGCAGCAAACGGUCAUUUUGCUUUCUUGUGGGACGUUGCAGUUAUUGAGUAUGAGGUGAUCAAUCAUAAUUCAUGCAGCCUCACCACUGUCAAAGAUUCCAUCUAUGAUAAAGGAUAUGGUUUUGCUUUGCAGCAUGGCAGUCCAUACAGAGACCCAAUAUCAUUGAAGAUCAUGGAGUUGCAGGACAAAGGGGAAAUCGAAAAACUUAGAAACAAGUGGUGGCCCAAGACUGGGAAAUGCGUUCUGGACAAAAACCCGCCAAGUUCAGAUGGAACAGAACUUACUCUGAAUAACUUCACCGGAAUUUUCUUCGUUCUUGCUCUUGGUCUUGUACUAGGUUGUGUGAUGGCAAUGGUGGAGAUCUGUGUUCAUCUUGGGAAAGGAAAAGUUUACCCACCAGUUCACGAUGAGGAAAAAGAUAAAACAUCUCCGGACAUUCACGUGAUUUUAAGCAAAAAAGAACUUUUGCACCAACUCGUGGACGCUGUUGUUAAAGAAGCAACGGAAUAUAAUCAAAGUGAUGAAAACACAUCAACGCUUAUCGAAAGCAACUCGAAUCAAACGCCAUGUACUGACGUAUUGGUUCGAAAACGAAGUGAAAACAGUUCAUUUACAAGAUCGGUUGAAACUGUUCCCACAUUAAACAAAUCGAGCAAAGUAAGACUCGGAUCCAUCCACAGUAAACCUAUGAAUUAUUACAAGUUACUCAGUUCCCCGUGCAAACCUCCAAGUGCAGAUGGUACAUCCAGUAGUUCGAAGAUCAGCGACACCAAUAUAUCAGCGUUUAACUCCACAAUGCCGCCUUGUGACGGUUUACAGAGCAAUCAAACACAAACUUUUCCGCGCUCGAUUCGAAACGAUGGUUCAAUACUUAAAUAUCAACACGAAAACAGAUUACUUGAACCGGCAGGUGGAACCGAACCUCUUGAUGUCUCUCAUGUUAACUCGUUGUUCAAGAAAAGUUCAGUGUGAUUAACAAGACGGUAUAUCGAUGAAUGCUGUAUAUGUAUGGGAAUUAACACAAAUUAAGAAAUUAAAGUUAAAGUUAUCAAGUCAUUAUUUUUCUGAAUCACUUACGAGUGUUCUUUUUAACAAAAAUACAUAAACUUAAUUGUGUGAUCGACAACACACAAUAUCUGUAA
Ciona intestinalis (vase tunicate) is the source of this 3435-nucleotide messenger RNA. The record is from RefSeq and is a predicted model, not a curated record. Lineage: Eukaryota; Metazoa; Chordata; Ascidiacea; Phlebobranchia; Cionidae.